AUGCAGGCUCCGGUGGUGGUGAUGAACACCAAUGCCGGUGACCGACAAGUCGGCCGUCGGGCACAACUGUCGAACAUUACCGCUGCAAAGACUGUGGCCGACAUCAUUCGGUCAUGUCUCGGUCCCAAGGCGAUGCUGAAGAUGCUGCUCGACCCAAUGGGCGGUAUCGUGCUCACCAACGAUGGCCACGCCAUUCUGCGUGAAAUUGAGGUGUCUCACCCCGCCGCUAAGAGCAUGAUCGAGCUCAGCCGUACUCAAGAUGAGGAAGUCGGUGACGGAACCACAACAGUCAUCAUUCUGGGUACGACUCUCCCCUAUCUCGAAGAUCUCCCGGGGAAAAAAAAUACUGAUAACAUGGUAGCCGGUGAAAUGCUUGCCCAGGCCCUCCCUCAGCUCGAACGUAACAUCCACCCCGUCGUCAUUAUCUCUGCCUUCAAGCGCGCUCUCGCCGAUGCUCUCACCAUUAUCGAGGAAGUUUCCACCCCGGUCGAUAUCCACGAUGACAAGGCCAUGUAUAACCUGAUCCAAUCCUCCAUCGGAACCAAGUUCGUCUCUCGGUGGUCUGAGCUCAUGUGCGGUCUCGCAUUGAGCGCCGUCCGUACAGUUUCGUUUGAUGCGGGCGGUGGAAAGCAAGAGGUGGAUAUCAAGCGCUACGCGCGUAUCGAGAAGAUCCCCGGUGGUCAAAUCGAGGACUCCGAGGUUAUCGAUGGCGUCAUGGUCAACAAGGAUAUCACCCACCCCAAGAUGCGGAGGCGGAUCGAGAACCCCCGCGUUCUUCUCCUUGACUGCCCGCUCGAGUACAAGAAGGGCGAGUCCCAGACCAACAUUGAGGUCUCCAAGGAGGACGACUGGAACCGCAUUCUUCAGAUUGAAGAGGAACAAGUGAAGCACAUCUGCGAUGCUAUCAUCGCAUUCAAGCCCGAUCUCGUCAUUACUGAGAAGGGUGUUUCUGAUCUCGCACAGCACUUCCUGGUCAAGCACAACAUCACUGCUCUCCGCCGCGUCCGUAAGACCGACAACAACCGUAUCGCCCGUGCCACUGGUGCCACUAUCGUUAACCGUGUCGACGACAUCCAAGAAUCCGACAUUGGUACCCGCUGCGGUCUCUUUGAGAUUGAGAAGAUUGGUGACGAGUAUUUCACAUUCAUGCGCAAGUGCACGGCUCCCAAGGCCUGCACUAUCCUGCUGCGCGGUCCCUCCAAGGAUAUCCUGAACGAGAUCGAGCGUAACCUGCAGGACGCCAUGUCCGUUGCCCGCAACGUGAUCUUCCACCCCCGCCUUGCUCCCGGUGGUGGUGCCGUCGAGAUGGCUGUCUCUGUCAAGCUCAGUCAGAUUGCCCGCUCUAUCGAGGGUGUCCAGCAAUGGCCCUACAAGGCUGUCGCGGACGCUAUGGAGGUCAUUCCUCGCACAUUGGCACAGAACGCCGGCGCCAGCCCUAUUCGCGUGCUGACCCAGCUGCGCGCCAAGCACGUCGAGGGCCACUCCACCUGGGGUCUGGAUGGUGACUCUGGCAAGCUGGUUGAUAUGAAGGAGUACGGUGUGUGGGAGCCCGAGGCCGUCAAGCUCCAGAGUAUCAAGACGGCAGUUGAGUCCGCAUGCCUGCUUCUCCGCGUCGACGACAUCUGCAGUGGUAAGUCUGCCCAGCAGGUCAGCGGCGGCGGCGGUGGUGGUGGUGAGGAGUAA
Molecule: messenger RNA, 1683 nt
Organism: Penicillium cosmopolitanum
Lineage: Eukaryota; Fungi; Ascomycota; Eurotiomycetes; Eurotiales; Aspergillaceae
Product: chaperonin-containing T-complex subunit CCT3
Exons: 5
Coding region: 1-1683 (560 amino acids)
Biological process (GO): protein folding
Cellular component (GO): chaperonin-containing T-complex
Molecular function (GO): ATP binding; ATP-dependent protein folding chaperone; ATP hydrolysis activity
Source: RefSeq, a predicted model, not a curated record